AUGUCGACAGGGGCGUUAAGGAAUCUUACGCGGAAGGGAUUUCUCCAGCCUCCGGAGGAUAGUCCGACAGAGAGCACUGGACGACGCGCCGGCGAGGCGGAUAGCUACAGGUCUCAGCGCAUCUCAAGAUCUCGAGUGAGGUUUGAGCUGCCACAGGAAGAGCCCGAAGACUUGUUCACUGAUUCAAACCGUCGCUGGGCCAAUGUGUACGAUGCGUGUGCCAGUAUGAAACAUCCAGAAUCACUUCAAAGUCAGUUGGAUAGAGUCUAA
Messenger RNA from Penicillium chermesinum, 270 nucleotides. RefSeq lists its product as uncharacterized. Bases 1 to 270 code for a protein of 89 amino acids. The transcript has a single exon. Lineage: Eukaryota; Fungi; Ascomycota; Eurotiomycetes; Eurotiales; Aspergillaceae. The record is from RefSeq and is a predicted model, not a curated record.